Messenger RNA from Phytophthora sojae, 1818 nucleotides. RefSeq lists its product as hypothetical. Gene Ontology annotation, molecular function: protein binding. The transcript has 6 exons. NCBI's taxonomy places the organism in Eukaryota, Oomycota, Peronosporomycetes, Peronosporales, Peronosporaceae. The record is from RefSeq and is a predicted model, not a curated record. The coding region runs from base 1 to 1818 and encodes 605 amino acids.
AUGGCCCGCUCAACUACCUACUGGCGCGUCCGCUGCAUCCAGGACUCGAGCGACGAGGAGAACACCCCGCCGAACGUGGUGGCCCAAGGCAGCGUCCGCGGCGAGGGGAGGAAUCACCGGCCCAGCGCGAAGAAGACGACGCCCGCGGAGAGCGACAGCUCGACGGGGACCGCGACUCCGCCGUGGGUGGCCCCGCAGCAUGGCCUCCGCGUGCCUAAGGCGGACACGAACCCAGCCCCGCCCGAGACGACGACAGACGCCGCCUCGUCGACGCCGCCGCCCAUGCGAAACCCGUGCAGCCCCACGACGUCAUCUCCGGUCCUGAUGGAGACGCCGCCGUCGCCACCCCCGCCGCGCACACGACCAAGGCCCCCGCUUCGAGAGCGUCGCAGCGCCCGCCAGGAGCGCCGAGCUGCUGCUGGUCCGUACGCACGCCGCCGUGAACAGCUGCAGCCUCCGGCUUCGCCGACGGUGAACCCGAGCGGCCUGAUGCGAACGAGUCCAGCCCCUGCUGUUCGCGCGGAGCCUCGUGUCCCCCGUCCACGCGACCGACUCGUCCCGGCGCAGUGGCCAUUUCGCGUGGCUCACCUCCGUGAGCAAUUCAACCCGCUCGGCACGGUCUUCCCUGCAGUGCCCCACUUCGGCUGUGAGGAGCUGCCGCAACUCGUUGAUGCAGUUGUACUGCAAUCGGAAGUGCUGUCCGUACGAGGGCAUGUGCGGGAACGGACUGUUGGAGUCGACGAAGAGAGGAACGCGCGAACGCGGCAGCUGUCUGUGGUGGCCACCGACGACAUUGAGAGCGGCGAGGUGUUGGGCCAGUACUUGGGCGAGCUCGAGCACCACCUGGGGGGACUGAUGCGGUUUGUUAACCACUCGUGCGAGCCGGUGGCUACGUUCCACGAGGUGGCAAAUGGGCGGCGAACGACGGUCGUGGUGGCUACGACGGAAGACGUGCUCCAAGGGCAAGAGAUCACGGUUGACUACGGGGACGACUUGUGGUUUGUCUGUCGCUGCGGCAGCGAAUCGUGCCGCCACCGCGCGAUCCAGGACCAGCGCGACCCGCGGCCGCUGACAGUGCAGCGGCUCCUUGCGAUGUCAUUCCUGCUUUUAACAAGCACCGCCCAAGUCCUCCGCUUCGAGCACAACUACUCCCCACCCCCAAGCCCUCCACCGCCGUUCCCGAUGGCUAAACUUACUGGAAGCUCUAACUACAAGGUGAACGAGGUUCGCCGCCUCCUGGUUCUCGUCGCCAAGUACCUCCCGCUUGGGCAGGACAAGUGGGAGCGCCUCGCGAGUCACUUCAACGCCAACCGCGGCCGUGGCGUCGCCGAGCGCGACUACGAAGCACAGCGCUACCCGAAACUUGCUAACUCCUCCAAUAGGCUAGGAGGGGGAAACCUGGCCGACUUCCGCGACACAGUCGGCCGCAAGCGUGCGUACGAGGAGCUGACCGAAGCCAGCUACGCGAAGGCAAAGCGUGCCCGGGCUGCCAAAGCGACAACGGCGCUGAAGAAACGGCUGAGCGACCUCGAGAGGUCAGCCAGCAGGAUGGGAGGCAACCUCUUCGAGAUGAUGCUGGUGAUGCGCGAGGAGAACGAACGCAAGGCCGAGGCCCGACGCAUGGAGGAAGAGCAGCGCCGCCGAGACGAGCUCGCCGCUCGUGAAGCGCGUUACCUCGCGGACAAAGCGGAAGCGGUGGAGCGGCGGCGCCAGGAGAAGGUCGAGAUCGAGGAGCGUGCGCGUCGCGACAAAGAGGAGGCCCGUGCCCGCACCCAGGAGCUGAUGCUGCUGAUCGGCGCGCUGACGAAGAAGGACUGA